AUGAGCGCCACUGGCAUCACGGAGGAGAUCGUCGCUACGGUACUCAAGGAGAAGCUCACCACCGAGCACGUCGAGGCACACGACUUCUCGGAUGGGUGUGGCGCCAAGUUCGACCUGAUCGUCGUGACCAAGGAGUUCGAGGGUAAGCCGCUGCUUGAUCGGCACCGUCUGGUGAACGAGGCGCUCAAGGACCUCAUGCCCAAGAUCCACGCUGUCACCAUGAAGACCUGGACACCGGCUCAGUGGGAGACCAAGAAGCCUCAGGCUUGA
Messenger RNA from Acanthamoeba castellanii str. Neff, 270 nucleotides. RefSeq names its product BolA2 protein. Gene Ontology annotation, cellular component: cytosol; nucleus. The coding region runs from base 1 to 270 and encodes 89 amino acids. Gene Ontology annotation, biological process: intracellular iron ion homeostasis. NCBI's taxonomy places the organism in Eukaryota, Discosea, Longamoebia, Acanthamoebidae. Gene Ontology annotation, molecular function: 2 iron, 2 sulfur cluster binding. The transcript is spliced from 2 exons. The record is from RefSeq and is a predicted model, not a curated record.